CGUGUGAACGAAAUGAGUUCAGUUCGAGUCGGCAGCGAGAGUGAACGCGUUUCUAGGUUUUAUCUUCCGUUCUUCUGUUCCCCGUUCGCGCACAGCAUUCUGAUACUCACCCGAUUCCUCCGUGUGGCGCUGGGCUGGAGCUGGAGUGUUGUUGGUGGAGAGAGUGGCAUUUGUAGGGACCAUAAAAAAGUUGGAGAGUUCUGUCGACAAUCGCGACCUGGCCCGAAGGAGAAAAAGUAAGACGGAAACCAAGGAAAGAAGGUUUUAUUUUCACCGUUGUUUUGGUUCGAUUGCUUCGACCUGACCUGCUGCUGUGUUUUUCUAUACAUAUACAUAUAUUUCAUUGUGCAAUUUUGUGUUGACGCAAACGAAAACAUUAUUUACACCUUUGUUUUCCGCUCGACCUUGACGUUUGAUUACGCGAUAAGGGAAGUAACGUGAAAGCCAAACCGUUUGCUAUUAAGUGUCGGAAAACGGCAGCAUGCACAUGUGGGUAGAAUUUACUGUGGUAAUCUGCAGCCCGAUGCACGGAACGUGGAAGUGAAAUUUACAUUGUUCGGCUUUGAUUUUGGUGAUCGCUGGGGUGAGUGGCAGACAAAAAUCGGUGAUUUAAACCGUGUAAAAGUGCAGAUUUUUUUUCGUCGUUCACCUCGAGCCGAUUUCGAUUCCAUCACUUGGUACUAAUACAUAAGCGGUGGUGGAGCAAUACCAGUAAGAAAAAGAAAAAGGCGAAGAAGAAAAAGGUAAAACGCGACGACUUUGGAGAAUAAUAUCAAUAGCAAGAGGCAUAAAGGCAACUGUAGCAAACAACGGAAAGGUGUUGUGGUUGGAAGAAACAUAGAAAUGAGAUAGAGACCAUCCCGUGGAGGUCGCGGCGGCUUGCCAAGCAAAACCAACGCAAGAAUCGGGCUAAAGAGUGAGUGGCCCCCAAAACAGCCUUCUUUGAUUCACGGUGGUGCAAACGAGUCCAGUGUUGUACAAAAUCGUGUGGAUGUGUGAAAGAAGGCGACUGUAAUAAUAAAAAAGAGAAUGCAGAAAGAGAGUGGAAGAGAGAGGGCAGCAUAAACGACGGUCUUGUGUGUUUUUAGUUUCUUCUGCUCUCGUUUGUACUCUCGUCGUUCUUACCUGUGUGUGCUGCAGCAGUGCUGCGAUUAUGCGUCUGUAGUGGUGUGCGAGUAACAGCAGUCGCCGUCGUCGUCGUCGGCUAGUGUCAAUAAACUCUGGCGUCCGAAUGCGAGGUGAAAUACGUGAAGCAGCGGAACACAGAAACGUUGGAUAAAAGUUGGAACCUUUGGGACCAGAAACCUCAGACUGACGAAUAUGUAAACGGAUUUGUUUUGACAAUUCACUAGAAAUGAUUAAAGCUUCUAUGUUAUUGUCGUUGCUGCCCUGUGUGAAUGUGUGAAAAAUAAUAAUUGAAGCUGUAGCAGAAUGACAACAUCGGAGUCAAGAGGAAACGUCUCGGUAACAACGAUUAACUGUGAGAAUGAUCCCAGUCUUGGAGUGGCUAGCGUAGGCACCAUGAUUCCGGCAGGGACCAGCUCCGGUAGUAGCGGCGGUAGUAGUAGCAGUAAUAGUAGCAGUAGUAAUACUCCGAAUGCCAGCACUGGGAACAGUGCGAUAUUUGGAAACGUUGGUAUCCGAAUAACAGUGCCAAAAAUGGAAGAAUCUGAUGAGUCUGAUACCGAACUUUCGAACAUUGAAAAGACAGCGAACGUGAACAUGCGAGAGGAUAGUCGAGCCAGUAAGGGCUUGCCACGACCGAUGUCCUGGGAGGGUGAGCUGUCCGAACCGGAAGCGAUGAUGAUUGACAACGAAAACAGCUCCAGUGGUACUGGGCCAGAGCUAGCAACAGUCGAUAAAACGGAACCCCAGGUAGUUACUAAGGAAGAACCAACCGGUCCGGGAAUCACGGAGCCACUGGCUUUGACUGCGAGUCACAGUAGUAGUAGCUCUCCUCUUCCAAGCGGAAUGAUCAAACCGGAAGUGGGCAUUCCAUUGAUCAGCCACAGCGUUGCUUCCAACAGCUACGCCAACACCAUUCCAACUAGUAAUAAUAUUAACGCUAAGAAACUACCGGACGUUAUAAAUCUUAAGUAUGAGCACGGCUUGGCGGAAAAUCUUCCAGCGGUGAACUCACCUCUGUUGGUUCGCUCCAAAACGACGCUCCUUCCGGCCAAUCCAAGUCCCGAUUCUGCUAUUCACUCCGUGUACACGCACAGUUCUCCGAGUCAAUCACCGUUAACGUCUCGUCACGCAGUCUACACGCCCUCGCUGAGUCGCAACAACAGCGAUGCCUCGUACAGCAGCUGCUACUCCUACAGUUCCGAGUUCAGUCCGACGCAUUCCCCCAUCCAAGGACGGCACAAUAUGUUCGCCAGUGGGUCCUACAACGGAUCCCCGCUGCAUCACUCAGUAUUAUACAAACCGAUGAUCGACAAUGAACAGGCGCUGAAACUUGCCAACCAGGAGGAACCAGUCUUCGACAGCGAACAUCUACCGUCCCCGGGAAUCUCGCGGCAGCAGUUGAUUAACAGUCCUUGCCCGAUUUGUGGCGACAAAAUCUCCGGCUUCCACUACGGCAUUUUCUCCUGCGAAUCGUGCAAGGGAUUUUUCAAGCGAACAGUGCAGAACCGAAAGAACUACGUGUGCCUUAGGGGAGCGGCUUGUCCGGUGACGAUUGCCACGAGGAAAAAGUGUCCUGCAUGCCGAUUCGAAAAGUGCCUUCAGAAGGGAAUGAAGCUGGAAGCUAUUCGAGAGGAUCGCACUCGAGGUGGUCGAUCCACCUAUCAGUGCUCGUACACCCUGCCUGGUACGAUUCUCAGUCCGUCGUUGUCCGGUAACGAAAACGGCGGCAAUUUUCCGUACUCGAAAUUUCCACCUGGCGGUCAGUUUCUGCCGGGCAACACCGGAGGGCAUCCUGGUCAGCAGUUCAAAACUGAAUCCCAACAGGAAGUCAAAUGUAACAGCUCCGCAGCCGGAGCUCCAACUGGUAAUAAUGGAAGCAAUCAUGUCCGACCGGGUGUUCCACAGUUGCUGCAGGAAAUUAUGGAUGUCGAACAUCUGUGGCAGUACAACGCUACGGAACUGGCACGGUUGAAUCAACCGCCGCCACCGGUAACCCCAGCAGCCAUAGCUGCUAGUCCGUUACUCUCCAGUGCCGGCAUCACCAGCGAGAGCAAUCCGGAUUUGAUUGCCAAUUUGUGUAAUAUCGCGGACCACCGGCUGUACAAAAUAGUAAAGUGGUGCAAGAGUUUGCCACUGUUCAAGAACAUCUCGAUUGACGAUCAAAUUUGCCUGCUGAUCAAUUCGUGGUGUGAAUUGCUGCUCUUUUCAUGCUGCUUCCGAUCGAUGGCCACUCCGGGGGAAAUUAAAAUUUCCCUCGGGAAGUCGAUCACGCUGGAGCAGGCCAAGCACAGUGGAUUACAGACCUGCAUCGAACGAAUGCUCAAUCUCACCGACCACCUGCGGCGGCUCCGCGUCGAUCGUUACGAAUACGUCGCCAUGAAGGUGAUCGUCCUGAUGUCGUCGGACACAUCGGAACUGAAGGAAUCAGAGAAGGUUCGAGCCAGCCAGGAGAAGGCUCUGCAAGCCCUGCAAGCGUACACGUUAGCUCACUAUCCGGAAACGCCGGCCAAGUUCGGGGAGCUGCUACUGCGAAUUCCAGAGCUCCAGCGGACUUGCCAGCUUUCAUUUCAGGUUGGUAAGGAAAUGCUAACAAUUAAACCGAAGGAGGGCGAAGAACCGUCCUUCAACCUGCUGAUGGAACUGCUUCGUGGAGAACAUUAGAAUGUAUUCCCCCUUCUACGGAGAGAACUACGAAAGUAGACGAUCGUGCCUCACAUGCUCUUGCUUUUCGAGAGAGCAUGAUAAAACCAAUUCUAACACGAAUAUCCCCGCAGGAUAGCUACGAUCACAGCAGGCGCGGGAACGCCUCACAUCACUCGGCAAGUGUUUCGUUCGGUAAAUUCUUUUUUUUUGUUUCUAAAACGCGGACGCAUUCAGCUCUCUGUUUCAUGGUUUUAUAACCAACGAGUAACGCAAGCUAUUUGCGUUCGGUGUUAACUUUUUUGUUUCUUCAUAAUUCGAAACCCGAAAUCAAAACUCUUUCUAAAAAUUGUGAUUUUAACUUUUAAUUGAAUAAGUAGAGCGAGUUUAUUUUAUUCUUUUUAUCGGUAGUUUUUAGUCAGAUAUUUAACAGAUUUUUAUUUUUCCGAUUGCCGUUUUUUACAUAUUGUCUGUUGUAAGAAGUUUUUAUUUAACUACCUAUAAAGUGUAUUUUUAAAGAAACAAAUAUCGUUCAAAACGGUUUCAUCGCUGCACGCGAAGGCAUUGGAAUGCGUCUAAACGCCCUUAAAAUACAGAGUUGAUUUACGUUUUUUCAUUAUUGUCCUUCGAAAAAAGCAAGUACCGAUUAAGUUUCCUUAACUAGCAUCUUAAGACAUCAGAGUUCAUAGUUUGUUUACAAAGAAGACAAAAAAGGAAAAAACACACACACACGUACAUAUAGAAUAUUUUCUUUACGAUAACAAUAAGUAUGCUCUUAUUUAAACGAGCUGAUCGUGAACAACUAAGCUCGUAAAAUCUAUUUUUUUUCUCUAGACGAUAAAAAUAGCAUUGUAUUGUUGAUUAAUACAAGUUUUUGUUAAGCAGCGCUUUUAAAUCGAAAUGUUUAAGUUUUCCAGCAGCUCGGGUGCACUCUUUAAAGCGGGGUGCAGUCAUGCUGACUAUGCAAAUAUUCUAUUGAACUCGUAAGAGAUAACUGAGAUAGAUUUGUUUUCCUUUUAAGUUUAGUAUUUAAGCAAUCGUGUCAUUGGAGGAUCUUUAUAUUAGCAAAAAAAUCCAUUAACGACACUCCCUAAAACUCAAACACACUCACAAAAAAACGACCAUACAAAAGUCUGCAUUCAGCCCCUUAGGCAAUAGUAGGCUGGAAGAUUUCAACCCUCCUUUGCGCCUGUUGAUAAGGACGAAAGGAUGAAGAGGCAAAGCGGUUUCCAACUAUUUCUAUAGAUUAUAUCAAAACGCUGCCUUCCUGAUCGAUAUAACCCGAUUAUAUCGCAUAUUGGAGGGCCUGUUACAGCUGAGCAAUUCCUUUGUUUUUGUGACUAUUUUGCAAACCAGUUGCGAAUGAAACGGGGAAAUGUGUGCCUUUUGUCUGAAAUCCAGAAUCCAGAAGGAAACAUUACAAUUUUUCGGAUAGAGUAAAAUAUUUUAUCAAAACAAACUUUCGGCCGGAACGGGGCAGGAGCAAAAUAAGCAUACAAAAAAUAAGAAAAGAAAACCGAAUAUAUAUAAAUGAAGAAAACAACUAGUAAACAGAAAUGACUGAACCUUUUUAGUCUAGUGUUAGUUAAUUACGUAAAGAACAAAGCAGAAAACAUAAGAAAAAACCCAAGCGGCACCGGGUAGUGCCGUGUCAAACAUGAGUAGUCUAAUGCAACAACAAACAAACAAACAAACAAAUAAGUAAACUUUUUUGAAACGCGUUUUUUCGAGAUCACACACGAAGGAUCAAACAUUCUUUAAUAGUUGCAAUAUAUACAACAAACACAUUAGCCGAGACAGAGAGAAAAAAAAAGCGUUGGAACAACCGACAAGAAGAGACGGAAACGAACAAGUUUUCUAAAUAUUGUAUGAAAAGUGCAAUAUGUUUUCUCCCUUUAAACGUGUAACUUCCAAACAAGCGCAAACUUGACAAAGCAAAAACAACUGAGGUAGACUUUUUUGGUGGGGAGAAUUUUAAAACGCGAAUCAUUGCAGGAGGACUUUUCUCGACGCAAGGAAGUAGUGCAGUUUUCCUUUCACAUCGAUGUGUAAAUAUAUCUUAUAAAUAAAAAAAAAAAACAAAAACAGACGAGAGAAAAAUAAGAAGUUUUCCAACACGAGAACAGAUAAAAUGUGAUGAACUAAGCGUAAACCUCUAGUACUUUAGUGAUAAACGAAGCAGAAGAACACACAAACUAAUAAAACAAACAUCUAGCAAAAUAUACAGCUACUACUUAGUCGUCCCAUCAAACGGAAAAGGGCGCAAUCGGCGAAACAAAAAUAAAGAAAAAAAAGGCAAAGCGCAAAAACAAAAUCGAAGAAAAUUGCAGUAUUUUUAGGAACGUACUUUUUACUCUCCUUCCCUCCCUUCCCCUGUUGCAUGUUCGUAAGUGUUUUACCUACAUACACACACAAACACGUUGUGGGACCGUUUCUUGCUCCAAUAGACGAGGCGUCAAGUUAAGUCAGAACCAGCCAAUGCUUCACACCGUUGGCAGUUGAUUAUACACGUAUAUUGUACUUAAACGAAUUUUUAGGUUUACUAUUACUCUAUUUCGGCGAAGAAGAGAAAUCCUCGCGGCCGGCCGCCCAGAGGUCUGGUAACUGCUUGCAUAGUACUGGUACAACUGGCCUGUGGAGCGGGUGGUCGUGGAGGGCGCAAAAUUGAGCAUUUUUUAAAAAUAAAUAUCAGUUUAAAUCUA
Molecule: messenger RNA, 6470 nt
Organism: Wyeomyia smithii (pitcher-plant mosquito)
Lineage: Eukaryota; Metazoa; Arthropoda; Insecta; Diptera; Culicidae
Gene: Hr39
Product: nuclear hormone receptor FTZ-F1 beta
Exons: 9
Coding region: 1432-3789 (785 amino acids)
Biological process (GO): regulation of transcription by RNA polymerase II; hormone-mediated signaling pathway; tissue development
Cellular component (GO): RNA polymerase II transcription regulator complex
Molecular function (GO): zinc ion binding; nuclear receptor activity; RNA polymerase II cis-regulatory region sequence-specific DNA binding
Source: RefSeq, a predicted model, not a curated record